UCGAUACACAGUAGGGAACUGCAGUAAGUAGCUAAUUUAGAUUGUAGGUAGGUAGACAAUAACGGUGUCUGGACAUCACCAAAACUGGCAGAGUUGAAGCUGUUUAGGAAUACAUUUCACACUUUUGAACAUAACGUAGUCAGCCGAUAACUUGGCUAGCUUAUGCCACGAAAGGAUGAUUGCUCAACUCAAAACCAUUGAUUUUCUACCAGUAGCUAAAAACGCAUGUGUAGUGCCCUCUCAAGUCACAAUUUGUUGUUUUUCCCCACAAUUAUUCACAUAGAAGUGGUUCCUAGUGCAACAUGGAUGUGAUUUUAGAUAGACCAAAAGCAAGCAUGUCAGACAGAAGAGCUGAAUUGGAGCGCAAAAAGGCCAAACUGCAGGCUCUCAGGGAGGAAAAAGAUCGUAGGAGACGUGAAAAAGAAUUGAAAGAUGUUGAAGAGGCAACCAGUCGAACAAUCAUGGGUGGUGGAGGUGACAGAAAAGAACUGGAUGAUCUACUCAGAGAAGUUGGUGUGGCCCCUGUAUCUGAUGUCUUUUCCAGUAUUUCCAGUGCUAAUUCCCUGACUCCUGAACAUAGCAGGAAUCAUACACCAGACACCUCUUUGCAGCCUAAUAGUUUACCCAAUAAUGUUAUAGCAGUGAAGAAAAAGGUUCCACAGUUGACUGUGGUACCAGUGCAAUCUACUAAUAUACCCCCUAAAGAGGUGGUUCUUUACACUAAACAGACCCAGACUACCACAACUGGUCAUGAUGUCAGAGAUGCACAUGCAACUGAUUAUUACGUUUUGACGUAUGACGACGGGCAAGAAGGCGAGGAAGAGGAGAACAGUCUGCCCCAUUUGGGUGGCGGCUACGGCAGCAAAUUGCCGCCCGGCAUCCUGCCCCACGGGCUGCCCCAGGUGAAGGAGGUCCGCCCGGCUGUGACGCAAUUGGAACAGGAACAGAAUAAGAAGGAGGAGCAGAAAGAAGUUAGGGAGCUCAGUGAAGAGGAAAAACAGAUGAUAAUACUUUCCGAAGACUUUCAACAUUUCGUCGACAGAGCUGGAAGAAUAAUGGAAAGGGCCUUAUGUGAGAGCAUAGACAUUUAUAUGGAUUAUACAGGAGGAUUAGGAGAUGAUGGACUGGAUGAAAAAUCGCACCAGCGAAUAUCCCUCAACAGGCACUUCUUCGACGAACGAUGGUCGAGAAAUCGCACUGUCACCUCUCUCGAUUGGUCCCCCCAAUUUCCCGAACUCCUUCUGGCCUCCUACAACAACAACGAAGAGUUGCCCAACGACCCUGACGGGGUAGUCCUUGUCUGGAACACCAAGUACAAGAAGGCCACGCCCGAGUACAUAUUUCACUGUCAGAGUGCCGUGCUGUCGGCUACAUUCGCCAGGUUUCAUCCCAAUCUGAUAUUGGGCGGUACGUAUUCGGGACAGAUCGUACUUUGGGACAAUCGGGUGCAGAAAAGGACGCCCAUACAAAGGACACCUCUGUCUGCGUCUGCCCACACUCAUCCCGUAUACUGCAUGAGCGUGGUAGGCACCCAGAACGCCCACAACCUCAUCAGCAUCUCCACCGACGGUCGUCUCUGUUCGUGGUCGCUCGACAUGCUCGGCCAGCCGCAGGAGAUCCUCGAUCUGCAUCGCGCCCAAACCAAGCCGGCGGCGGUCACGUGCUUGGACUUCCCCCACUCCGACGUCAACAAUUUCGUGGUGGGCAGCGAAGAGGGGGCAGCCUAUUCGGCUUGUAGGCAUGGGGCGAAAGCCGGGGUGACUGAUACUUAUGAUGGGCAUCAAGGGCCUGUGACUGGGGUGUCUGUUAAUGCGGUGCAGGGUGGCAUCGAUUUUUCCCAUAUGUUUUUGACGUCUUCGAUCGAUUGGACGAUCAAGUUGUGGAGUUUGAAGGACUCGAAGCCCAUGUACUCGUUCGAGGACAACGGGGACUACGUGCUAGACGUGAAAUGGUCGCCCUGCCACCCUGCCCUGUUCGCCUCCGUGGACGGGGGCGGCCGCCUCGAUCUGUGGAACCUCAACCAGGACACUGAAGUGCCGGCGGCUAGCGCCCUAGUGGGCGGCGGCGCGGCCCUGAACAAGGUGUCGUGGGCGCCCUCUGGACUGCAAAUUACCGUGGGCGACGGGCAAGGGAAGAUUUGGGUGUACGAUGUGGCGGAGAACUUUGCACAUCCGAGACACGACGAAUGGAACAAAUUCUUGUACACCACCCAAGAACUGAGAAACAACCAGGUGGACGACGAACUAGAAAAAUUAAACUAUUCCGGCUCGAGCCAAUCAUCGAUCAGCAUGACGGCUCUGACGUCGACCCCACUGCGAUAA
This is a messenger RNA of Phaedon cochleariae (mustard beetle), 2321 nucleotides long. Lineage: Eukaryota; Metazoa; Arthropoda; Insecta; Coleoptera; Chrysomelidae. The record is from the annotation of a GenBank genome assembly.